UAUCUAGCAAUUUUACUUGGACUUUCACGAAAUUUUUACUCUUGCAUUUUUCAGACUUCUAAAUUACUUUAUAUAAUUAUGGACGAAAAUGAGUUUAUGGAACAGGAAGAUGACAUUGAAUAUGUUGAAGAGCCGAUGGCAGCUGAUUUUGAUUUUACAAAUGUUAAUGAUCCUCUCACUUUAGAUGACCCAGUUUCUCAAGAUGAUGUACAGGUGCCUUCUACCGUUAACGUUGUUAGUGUUGAACUUGAGACUUUUUCGAAGGAAUAUACAGAUUAUGCAUUGAUGAAUAGACUUCUUUUUAUUGCCGAUGUUUGCCCUCCUUUGAGGGCUGAUGCAUUAAAAAUGCUUAUCAACUAUGUUAUUAAGAAAACUCAAAAUAUUCCCAUGCUCAAUGCUGCCUAUCAACGGGUUGAAUCUGCAAAAGCUUUUGGUAAUAUUUCUGGAAUUGAAAGUGUGCCUGAUAUUGAUAAAAGUUGGAUUGAGAUUACCACAGUUAAAGCAAAUAAUCGAUUGGAAUCUCUUCUAGCUGAGUUUAAACGGCAGAAAGAUGAAGCUGUUAAGGAAUCAAUUAGACGUUCAUUAGAGGAUGUUUUCCAUCAAUAUGUGCAAAUGGGAAAUCUCCCAGAUGCUCUCAAACUUUAUACUCGAGGAAUGCGUGAAUAUUGUACUUCUCCAAAUCAAAUAAUACAGAUGCUCAUAAGUUGGAUUAAUGUUACUAUUUAUGCUGAACAAUGGCAAAAACUUUCUGUUUUGCUUCCACAAGCUGAUCGCGCAAUAAAUGAGAUUAUUGAACGUGAAAAUGUUUCUUCAAUACCCAGCAAUACUUUUAGCACAACUCAAUAUUCUUCUCUCCAAUCUCUGCAAAUUCCAGCGCGUACAUCUAAAAUUCAAAAAGAUUUGAUUCUUAGUUCAAAGGCGAAAAUUUUGGCUGUCUAUGGACUUGCUUUUCUGCAGAAUAAAAAUUACAAGGCAGCGGCCGAGAAGUUUAUGACGAUCGACUUGGAUGUUCUCAAUUACCCACAACUUAUUUCCCCUAGUGAUGUUGCAAUUUAUGCACUUAUCUGCGCUCUUGCGACAUUCAGUCGGACUGAAUUAAAAGAAAAAGUACUUGGUUCUCCUCUUUUUCGAAAAUCUCUGGAAUCAGAGCCAAAACUUAUUGAAUUAUUACAAAGAUUUUGUCAAAGUCAAUUUGGUAUUUGUCUUGAUAUUCUUAAUGAUUUGCGUGAUCAAUUAUUAUUGAACAUCUACUUAGCGCCACAUAUUUCUUUUCUAUAUUCUCUAAUCAGACAGAGUGCAUUAAUUCAAUAUUUUGACACUUAUUUAAGCUCCGAAAUUGGUCAAAUGGCUAUUGAAUUUCGUACUUCCGUAGAUGAGCUUGAAUCCGAGUUGAUUUCAUUAAUUGAAAAGGGCUUGCUCAAAGCAAAGAUUGAUUCGUACAAGAAAGUUCUUUACGCAAAAUUUUCUGACAAUCGAACAGAAAUAUAUGAACGGGUUUUAAAUUUGCGGAAACGAAUUAGCCAACAUGCCAAUGCUGUUUUACUUAGAGCUGCCUUACUUAAUCAUCGGAUUCAUGAACAGAAAUAA
Messenger RNA from Meloidogyne enterolobii, 1587 nucleotides. The record is from the annotation of a GenBank genome assembly. NCBI's taxonomy places the organism in Eukaryota, Metazoa, Nematoda, Chromadorea, Rhabditida, Meloidogynidae.